Molecule: messenger RNA, 1122 nt
Organism: Rhipicephalus sanguineus (brown dog tick)
Lineage: Eukaryota; Metazoa; Arthropoda; Arachnida; Ixodida; Ixodidae
Product: probable 39S ribosomal protein L45, mitochondrial
Cellular component (GO): mitochondrion
Source: RefSeq, a predicted model, not a curated record
GAAACCCGAAACAGUCAACAUGGCUGCACACUGCAGUAACCUCAUGCUUCGGCUCGCGAUCAGCGGUGCCGGACGCUCAUUGACGCAGGGGCUGUUCCGACCGUCGGUGCAGCAGGUGCGUUGGGCGAAAAGCAACAAGCACUGGCUUCCAAAAUGGAAGGCCUUGCGACGGCGCAAGGUUAUCAAGAUCAAGCUGCCCGAAUUCGAGGAGAUGCGCCACAGGGACCAGAUGACACCAGAGGAAAUGCGUGCCAAACUAAAGGAGCAAGGUGUGGCCCCCGACCGGCCCUGGAAUGAGCGGCCCAUGGUCAUCAGCUGCUCGGGUGGCGUCUUUGAACCAUACCUUCCUCCUGAGGGUGAUGGGAAAGUGAGCCUCCUGACCAAGGCGGGAGCCGUGCAGCGCAUGCGGCGUCUUGAGAUGCGUGGGAAGUCCUACAUGAACCUGCGGAAGAUCCGCGCCUAUGAGGAUGAAUUUGACCUCGUCGAGUUUGCUGAUGUGGCCCAGGAUAUCUACAUAGAAGCCCACAAGGCACUUGCUAACCGAGAUGAGGAAAAGCUUCAGGACCUUGUGACCGAGCACUGUUACCCGAUUAUGAUGGAGAACAUAGAGCGCAAGACACUGCGGUGGCAGUUUGUGCGCAGCCUGGAGCCCCCGCGGGCAGUUCACGUGCGGUGCACCGACAUGAUCAGCAAGGAGAACUUGUUUGGCCAAAUAACCAUGCGAUUCCACAGCCAGCAGACAUUGGCAGUAUAUGAUCGUUUCGGCCGUCUAAUGCACGGAAGCGAAGCAAUAAUCAAAGACGUUUUGGAGUACGUAGUCUUCGAGAAGCACAUUUCAAAUCUGUAUGGCACGUGGCGUCUACACUCUAAGAUCAUCCCUGACUGGCAACCGCCAAAGGAACCCAUGAGGAAGACAUUUGUCAAGCCAAAGCCAAAGGAGCAGCCAGAGGAAGCUCCUGGUGCGGCGGAGACAACUACCACCACUGUAACAGAAACCAGGCCACCCCCACCAUCACAGUCAUCACAACCGUCCGGUGAAACGUUCGCAACAGCGUGAUACGUGCUUAAAGAGAAACUUGAGCAACAAGCAGCUUCUUGAACUUCUAAAUAGACUGUGUAAUU